Xiphias gladius (swordfish) is the source of this 634-nucleotide messenger RNA. It is a transcript of the gene drc8, whose product is annotated as EF-hand calcium binding domain 2. The record is from RefSeq and is a predicted model, not a curated record. The coding region runs from base 48 to 536 and encodes 162 amino acids. Gene Ontology annotation, molecular function: calcium ion binding. NCBI's taxonomy places the organism in Eukaryota, Metazoa, Chordata, Actinopteri, Istiophoriformes, Xiphiidae. The transcript has 7 exons.
CUAACGGCGGCCAGUCGGUUGCUAGGCAACAUGAGAACUGGGAAAACAUGGCGGAGAGCAAGCAGAGUGCAGAGGCCACGGCGUCGGAUGUCCACAGGAAGAUCCGAGCGGCUUUUGAAGCGUUCGACUACGAGUCUAACAACACAGCGGACGUCCGGGAGAUCGGCACCAUCAUCUAUUCACUGGGUUGCUUCCCCUCUCAGAAGGAACUACAUGACUUUGUAACUGAGGUGGAGGACGACCACACAGGAUAUAUCCAUUUGAACAGGUUCCUCCCAGCCAUGACCAAAGUGCUGUUGGAGCACAAGUUUCCUCCCAUUCCUGAGGACCUUCUGCUUCAGGCCUUUGAGAUUCUGGACAAAGAAAAGAAAGGAUACCUGGAGCCUGAGGAGCUGACAAAGUACAUGACACAGGAAGGUGAGCCCUUCACUCAGGAGGAGAUGGAUGAGAUGCUGACAGCACUCGCUGACCCUGAGAAGAACCAUAUCUAUUACAAAGACUUAAUUAGCCAGCUGACCACUGACCCUGACAUGUAGACAGUGUCACAGUGUGUGUGUCAGUGUAACUGUUGAAAAAUAAUACAGACACAAGUUUUUGUCUUUUUGGUGUGUGUGUUCAUGCCUGCAUGUUUUUA